This is a messenger RNA of Aureococcus anophagefferens, 1388 nucleotides long. RefSeq lists its product as hypothetical. NCBI's taxonomy places the organism in Eukaryota, Pelagophyceae, Pelagomonadales, Pelagomonadaceae. Gene Ontology annotation, cellular component: lysosome; nucleus; Gtr1-Gtr2 GTPase complex. Gene Ontology annotation, molecular function: GTP binding; GTPase activity. The record is from RefSeq and is a predicted model, not a curated record. Gene Ontology annotation, biological process: cellular response to starvation; regulation of autophagy; cellular response to amino acid stimulus. The transcript has 2 exons. Bases 20 to 940 code for a protein of 306 amino acids.
AGCUUCAGUCGAGACGAGUAUGUCGGCGCUCCCAUCGACGAAGAAGGUGCUGUUGAUGGGACGCUCAGGAUCGGGAAAGACGUCAAUGAGGUCGAUUAUUUUCGCAGAUUAUCUCGCGCGAGACACUAUGCGACUCUCGCCGACAAUCGAUGUCGAGUACUCGCACGUACGCUUCCUUGGUAACCUGCACUUGCAUCUUUGGGACUGUGGCGGGCAGGAUGACUUCUAUCGCAACUAUCUCGAGCACAUGAGAGACCAUAUAUUUCGCUCUGUAGAACUGCUGAUCUAUGUUUUUGACAUCGAGAGCGAAGAAGAAGGGAACGAUUUCUCUCAGUAUGUUGAUGUAGUGGAAGCCUUGGAGCAACACUCACCAGAUGCUCGUGUGUAUGUGCUUGUGCACAAAAUGGAUCUUGUCAAAGACGAGGCCAGGGAAUCAAUAUUUAUGGAUAAACGGGCUAGCAUUCUUUCUCAGACUGGUGGACAGCUUCGAAUUAGUUUCUUCCGCACUUCAAUCUGGGAUGAAACUCUAUACCGAGCCUGGUCUCACAUUGUUUACUCCCUGGUUCCAAACACAGCACUCCUGGAAUCUAAUUUGAAUGCAUUUUGUGCCCUUUGCGGCACUGACGAAGUGGUGCUCUUUGAAAGUACAACUUUUCUCGUCAUUGCACAUGCGACCUUCAUGCCCCAUAGUGAUAUUCAUCGUUUUGAGAAAAUAUCCAAUAUCAUCAAGCAAUUCAAAUUGAGCUGUCGCAAGGUACAAGCGCAUUUCGAAGGAAUGCUGGUGCGGCACCACAGGGUUACUGCCUUGUUUGAGAACCUGACGAGAAGUACGGCUAUCAUGCUCAUUUCCUCAGAUCCAGAGGUGAUGCACACCACCGCGCUAGCAGCAAAUGUCUCACAAUUUAGGGCACAGCUGCGACUAUGUGGAUUGAUUGAGUAGUCCGCCCGCGGAGCCAUCAUAAAGACAGGCAUCCUUGGUCAGGAGUUGAUUCUAUUUGGGAGCUCGUGAGAACGCACAUGUGGGACGCAGGACCGCGACAUGAUCAUCGCUGGUUCGGCUGAUACAUACGUAUCCGAGCAACGCACACGGGCGUCAUCGGUGUUGGAUCCCGCAUCGAUUCUGAGUCGCAGAUUUGAGAUUGGACUUGAAUACUACAAGCCCCUGAGCUUGGGCCGUCCGGUGCGCUCAGGCUGGCUGCGGGAAAUUCGACCUGACCAAGUUCGGGCUCAGGAGGUGUUCCAAGGGCGCGGGGUACAGGCACGGCUCUCAGGCGGCGCUCAGGCACGGCGGUCCUGGACAUGAGAAACCCAACAGAACUCAGCUCGUGACCCGGCGCCCCCCUGGGCGCGCUUAAGUGCCCCGUGCCUUGCGUAAGUGCUCACUGAGU